AAGCGCGAGGGGGCGCGCACUUCCGGCGCGCACAGGGGGUGGCCCUUCCGGGCGAGGGCGGGCGGGAGCCGCCGCGGCGCUGCCCCUCUUCAAGAUGGCGGCGGCAACCUCGGCCUGUUCCCCCCGCUCCUUCCUGCGCAGGCUCCGCAGACCCCCCUCCAAGAUGGCGAUUAUGUUAUAACUGCAAUAUAAACGAGCAGUGAUGGAAUCACUGGACACCGAGGUGAGAGCACGGAAGACUCUGAGGACUGUUGAAUAUGUGGAGUCUUCAGGUUUCGCCCAGGGAAUCCUGCCCACCAGGAAGGAUGUGAUCCAGAACAUGCUGUAUUUACUGCAGCCCAAAAGAGCUGGCCAGGCCCAGCGCUCCAAAGAGGACGCAGCCCAGUUGCUCGCUGAGCACCUGCAAGAGCACUGGUUGGUUUGCAACUUGCACACCAUCGCGUCACAAAGUAUAAAGAAACUUAUCCUCAAAAUGUACGAGGAGUUUACCAGAUUGUAUCAGACCAGAAAGCAGAGACAGAACAAGGGUUUUACCGAUCGAGCGGACAAAUUCAACGAGAGUUCAGAGAAGCUCUUUGACAUAUUUUGUACAGACGCGCAGAUGAGAAACAAACUGGAGGAGUACAGUGGGAUAAAAAUGACUAGCAUUGAGUGGAAAUUUUACGAAGAUCAAAGAAGCGAAAGAAAAAUGUACUAUGAAGAUUUCACAGACAAGCAAGAAUUGAAGAUGAUGGAAAGAAGGCAAAAGAUACAAUGUCUGGAGCAGUUCAGAAAGCUCGCCAAAGAGGAGAAGGAAGGAAACAAAGCGAAGGAAAUGAAAUUUAAAAGUGAAGAGCAAUCCGACGAAGGCACGAGCGUAGAUGAAUCCUGCCCUGCGGAAGAGGAGAACGGCGGCCCCCCGGCCUUUUCGCUGCGGGACAGGAGGAAGCGCCGGUGCACGGCGACUGCUGCGAGCGGCGCCAUGCCCCUGGAGUGCCAGCAUAUACGCAUGAGCAUCAGGAGGGUUAGGCCUGGGUUCUACGAGACUGUGGAGAAGGUCAAAAACUGCUAGUGCGUGCCGGGGUCGGCAGGCAGAGCUGCUGGAGUACGAGGUGGCAAGGCACACGUUAGGCAAGUUUGAAAUCCCACCGUCAAUUGGAAGUGAUUGUUGUAGAUCCCCAAGCCAGAGCUCAGGAACAUCCCACCUCCAGGGAAGAGCACUGGGACAACAACAACAGUGGCAAAGACUAAAACAUGUGAAUUUGGAAGGAUAAGUAGCCAGCAGCUAACAAUUGGAAGGCUCAAACAUAGCAGAUGAUCUAAGGUUGUGUAGCGCGUAAGCCUCUUUUUUCAAGGGCCUGUCUACAUCAGUGGGUUUUUGGAAGUCUCUCGCCAUUUCUGAGCCAGUGGUGGCCUAACAGUAUGCAACAGGACUUGGAUUUACUGCAGGGAAAUAACUUGGACUUGUCAUCAGUAGAAAAUUUGCGUGCCGAAAAGCCCAAAUUCUUGCUGGUCUCUGUGGGAGUGAAAGGUGCAUGGCCCUCUUCUGCAGAAUCUGGUGUUUCUGCGAGGAAAGAAGCUGAUGGUCAGCUUGUGUGGCCCAGUCCCGGAGAGGCACCCCACCGUUUUGUGAAGGGAUUGCUCUUGCUCGAGGAGGGGGAGAGAGAGAUCAGGAGACGUUUGAGUGCUUUGGCUGUAAAAGCAUUGGUGAUUCUGAAUGUUCUAUUCUAGAUUCUAUUUUAAUGAUGUUUCCUUGAUUGGGAUAAACCUUCCCAUAAUUGAAUGAGUUUUAACAUGAAGUCCCUAAUCUAGGAUCUGAGGUGUGAAUCCUAAAUGAAGUUUUAUCGUCCAAGGGUGUAACAUAGGGGGAAGGAUGCAAAUUACAUUAUUUUGUUUUAAGAUGGGAAGAAUUUUAUAAACGGUUAUCCUGCCUUCUUAGGAUUUAGGGAAGAAAAAGCCUUCCCAGGUGUGGUAGUUGUGGUAUUUACAGCAAAAAACACCUGAGUCUGGGUUUUUCCACCCCCAAGGUCCAUGCAGACCAACACGGUGAAAACAGUAGUUUUCCACCCAGAGUUGAACAAAGUGUAACCUUCUUGCCCACGUACAUCCCAAGCAGCGAUGUAAGUCUGUAAGUUCAGAUGACUGCGGUACGAGGGUAUCUGCCGUUUUUAGUUAGAGUUUCUUUACUGGUUUUUAGAGAUGAGAGACUUGAACUUUUAGUGAAACCCAGUGCUGGAGAUCCCUCUGGUGAGAUUCCCAAACCUUGCCAGACUACACUGAAAAUUAAAAACCCCAGGUCUCUAUUUGUCCAGAGAAGUUCUCCAGUAGAAAAAGCGCAAACUUGCCUGGUUUUCAAAUUUACCUUUCAGUGUGAACAUUGGUUUCCCCACUCCAGUAUCUCAGCUUUUCCCCAUUUCUUUUCUCCCUGCCCUGCACAUCGUUUUACUGACAUUAACUCAAGCUGUUUCAUUCUUUGGCUUUUGCUCCCUUUAACAAUAAAUGCAUGUACAAAUAAUUUUGACAGUUCCUUUACUUUUAAUGAAUCAGUUCUCGGACUGCUUUGAAGUCCUAUGCCAAAGGAGGAAUGAAACGCAAAUUUGCUGCUGGUCCGAUGGGGACGCAGCAGAACUGGUGAGCGCAGGAGGUGGCAGCAGCCCCGGCCUCGCUGCUUAGGAGGCUCCGGUGUCCCUCCGCCUGCAAACAGAUCCGUCCGGCUUCGAGCGACGCUUCGGCUUCCCAGCGACCUUGCUCAUUAGUGUAAUAACUGCCGGGAUCUUUAUUCUGUGUCUCAGAGAAGUUCUUCAUGGUAAGUUGCUCCGAAAUAUUUAGUGAACUCAAUGUAUUUUGCAUCACUCGUAGUGUUGUUACAGGUUUAAUUGCACGCACCCACCUUCCACAACACCCUCCAGCCUCCGCUGCUUGAGAGUUUGCGGCCCUCUCUCUCUCUCUGACGUGCUUCACUGACUUCCCCGUGCAAAUUAUGUCAUGUUGAAACUAUUUGCCUUCCAGCCCUGAGGUGCUGGACUUGAGCCUCUCACGGGGCUUUUACACCAGCAGCUCUCUUUCAGCAGGGAAUAUAGCCAAGCUUGGACCUCGCCGAAGUAGAAUUUUUUUAAUAACUGCUGUAAAACCCCCUUUAUAUUACAAAUCUAGCUGACAGGAUAAAUGCUGGUGUGUAAAGCAAACCCACCAGGGUUGACUCGAAUAUGGAACCCAGCGUUGUAGUGCUUUAUGACUUUCAGGGAAUUUAGGGUUGUCGAAUCUGACUUCCUGUACGCCACAGGGAAUUACAUUUCAUUCAAAAGCCCCACGCUCAGCCAUCUAGUUUCAGUUUAACUGACGUGUCUUACAGGAAGUCCAGCUGAAGACACGGGAAGUCUGCUGUCUUCCUCAGUUACGCACUUAGUGGUUUUGUCAUCUUUGUGGUUUAAAAAAGGAAAAAAAAAAAAGGCAAAAAUAUCUUCUAGGCUGUGAUUCUUUUCAUGACAUUUUGUACAGGCUGAGCAGUGUUGAUCGCAUUUAAAUCGUACUUGUUUUUUUGACUGGGUUUGACUGUGGAUAGAGCCAAGGCCUGGCUCUGUUUCUGCUGCAACAGGGGGAAAAUUUCUAAACAAUGUAUUCUGAUUACUCUUCUUUGGGACCAUGGUGCCUUUUUAAUCAGGACAGUAAAUCUUGUCCCAGAAUUCUGUACUUUUGUACCUUAACAGUUGUUGACUUUCCUUUUGUGGUGUGUCCCAAAUAAAUUAAUAUAACAUA
Molecule: messenger RNA, 3735 nt
Organism: Columba livia (rock pigeon)
Lineage: Eukaryota; Metazoa; Chordata; Aves; Columbiformes; Columbidae
Exons: 2
Coding region: 203-1051 (282 amino acids)
Source: RefSeq, a predicted model, not a curated record